Apiotrichum porosum is the source of this 3045-nucleotide messenger RNA. RefSeq lists its product as uncharacterized. The transcript is spliced from 13 exons. Lineage: Eukaryota; Fungi; Basidiomycota; Tremellomycetes; Trichosporonales; Trichosporonaceae. Gene Ontology annotation, biological process: transmembrane transport. Gene Ontology annotation, molecular function: LPPG:FO 2-phospho-L-lactate transferase activity; transmembrane transporter activity. The coding region runs from base 1 to 3045 and encodes 1014 amino acids. Gene Ontology annotation, cellular component: membrane. The record is from RefSeq and is a predicted model, not a curated record.
AUGAAUGGUGAAAUUCAUCAAGUCGAAUCCCUCAAGGACGGCCACCAUGACCACGCAGUUGCCGCUCCAGGUGAGGGUACUUUGAAGCGCAACAUUGGACCAGUCGGUAUCGUCGGCCUUGGCCUGUCCAUUGUCAACGGCUGGGUCGCAAUGAGCUCGACCAUUGUCAUCGGUCUCGGCCAAGGUGGCACCCCUAUCAUUCUGUACGGGCUGAUCGGCACGAGUCUUGUCAACGCGUUUGUUAUUUCUACCAUUGCCGAGCUGGCUGCUGCGUACCCAACUGCCGGCGGACAGUACGUCUGGAGUGCGAUCCUGGGUGGCGCGCUCGAGGACGGUGAUGACGAGGAGCAAAUUGAGGAGCGGCGGAGGACAUCAAAGCACCCACUGUCAUUUAUUGUCGGCUGGUCGACGGUGUACGAGUGGAUCGUCAUUGUCGCUGCCGUAUCAAUCAUCUGCAGUCAAGCGGUCUGGGGACUGGUCACGACCUUCCACCCAGACUUUGUGAUUGAACGGUGGCACGUGUUUCUCAUCUUCGAGCUCGUCAACACGAACAGUGCCAUUGUCAACAUCUUCUUCCUCAACCGCAUGCCCAACAUUGGCACCUUCUUCCUGGUCCUUUCCAACCUCAUGUUCCUUGCCAUCAUCAUUGUGUGCCCUUCAACCGCCAAAACGCACCAGAGCAGCUCGUUUGUGUGGACGCAGUGGCAGAACCAGACUGGCUGGACCAACAAGUUUGUCGUUGCCGCCACAGGUCUUGUCAACCCAGCAUUCAUUUGGUCUGGCGUGGACGGAGCAGUCCAUAUUGCCGAGGAGUGUCUCCAUUCUGCACGCACGGUUCCCAUCGCCCUUUUCGCCUCUAUUGGUCUCGGUUUUGUCACCGGCCUUGGUGCCUCCAUUGCCCUGCUCUACUCCGUGCAAGACUUUGACGCCGCUGCGUCCGCCGAGCUACCUUUUUUGACCAUCAUCGUUCAGGCGACCCGCUCCAAUGCUGCCGGCGUAGUCUUCAUGGUCGCCUUCCUUUUCAUCGUGCAGAUCAUGACGAAUUCUAUCCAGAUGGCGUCGUCCCGUCUCAUCUGGUCCUUUGCGCGUGACAAGGCUCUGCCCUUCUCUCAAAAACUGAGCCAUAUUUCGCCCACGCUCCGCGUCCCCGUCUUGUCCAUUCUACUCUCCUGGUCCGGCGUCACCAUUCUCGGCCUGCUGUACAUUGGGUCUGCGACAGUGUACAACUCGAUCAUUUCUUGCUGCAUUAUUCUCCAAAACAUUGCCAUUUCAGUGGUCGCCAUCCAGCUCAUGCUCAAGGGACGCAAGAUGAACCCCAACAGAUGGCUCAAGCUCGGUUGGUUUGGCUGGGUGGCCAACAGUGUCACUGUCGUGUGGACGGUCUUCACCACCGUCAUGUGGCUCUUCCCUCUCACGCCCAAGCCUACAGGAUCGGAAAUGAACUACUCGGUCGCCGUGCUCGGUGCCAUGGCGCUCAUCGCUCUUCUGGAUUGGGUCUUCCAUGCCCGCAAGCACUUCCACGGCCCCAGCAAGGCCACGCUUGAUGCGAUCGAGGAGGAGAACAGGAUAUACCAGCACCACGUCACCACUCUCCAGGACGCGUCGUACGCCAAGGAGCGUGGCGGUACAGGCGCAAACUCGUUCACAACAGCAUUCGGCGCGUCCCCAGCGUAUGUGCUGCCCGUGUCCGACGACGGAGGGUCCUCUGCCGAGAUAUUGCGGUGCUUUGGUGGGCCGUCUAUCGGUGACAUUCGCUCCAGGUUGAUUCGUCUCAUUCCCCAACCUCCCGACGGUGCAAACAGCCGAGAUGACCGCGAACGACUCGCCAUCUACAACCUCAUGGCGCACCGCUUUCCAGCCGACAUUUCAGAAAAGGCGGGUCGUGACAUGUGGGAGGAGAUCGUGGAAGGCCGAGGACCGCUGUGGAAUGGUGUUGGGGAUGACAAGAAGGAGUGCAUCAGAGCCUUCUUGGUCCAUUUCCAAGCCCUCAACCUCCGUCGCGCACACAAGCGGUUUUCGUUUCGCAACUUUUCUAUCGGCAAUGGUUUUUUGACAGGCGCAAGAGACCUGUUUAGCAAUCUGCCGAGCGCCAUCUUCCUCUUCAAGGCUGUGGCCGGUGUCAAUGAAAGCGUACAGGUGAUCCCUAUCAUCAACACCAACCGCAAGUCGUACACUAUCACUAUUGCUGCUCAGCUUGAAAACGGCACCAAACUCGUCGGACAGUGCAACAUUUCGCAUCCAGCCCCCGAGCCCGCGCAGCCCGUGACCACCCUCGUCCGUGCAAGGAGUCUGGCCGGUGCGCCGGGCAAGCCUCACCGCUCUCACAUCCGCCGCGGAAACAGGCGCGACUCGCGUACGUUCGACACCGCCGACACGCCCAUGUCGACGCCUGAACGCGGCGCCACGCCGUUCUCUUACAGCUACGACGGGCUCGAGGACGAAAAUGACGCCAUUGGGUCGUCCAACAUCUCCUACACAAAGGGCGCCGUGGAAGUGCCGCUGGAAGCCCGAAUUGAAAAGUUGUUCUAUAUCAACCUAUAUGGCCAGGAGAUCUUCCCUAUGCCCAACGAAGACCUCUUUGAUGCCAUCGAGAAACGCGAUGUGUUUGUCUACUCUUGCGGUUCGCUGUGGACGAGUAUCAUCCCCUGUCUGGUGUUGCGCGGCCUGGCCUCGACGAUCGCCCAGUCCAAAUCGCUCAAGGCCAAGGUCCUUUUGAUGAAUUCCGUCAACGACCGCGAAACGCCAGACUUUACGGCCAUGGACUAUAUCGACACCAUUGCCAACAUGCUGCGCCACUUUGACAUUCCGGUGCCGAUGCAGACGGCCAGGAACGGACCAGUCAUCUGGGAGACGACGAGCUUCAUCACGCAUCUGGUGUAUCUCGAAGGGUGUGCUGUGCCGGUAGAUGAAGCGGCAGUCCAGGAGCGAGGUAUCAAGGUAGUCAAGAUUCCGUCUAGCGUCCAUCGUACGCCACUGGGCAAGACGCCGAUGUUUUCCAGCCCCACCGUGGAGUGGGCCAUGGAACAAGUUGUAAACCACCUGUAA